Molecule: messenger RNA, 511 nt
Organism: Penaeus chinensis
Lineage: Eukaryota; Metazoa; Arthropoda; Malacostraca; Decapoda; Penaeidae
Product: cytochrome c oxidase subunit 6C-1-like
Exons: 4
Coding region: 164-397 (77 amino acids)
Source: RefSeq, a predicted model, not a curated record
GGGGUCGUGCUUUAAAUCUUGUCUUGACUAUGACGUCACGACGGCAACCCGACUUGAGAACGGGGAAUCCGGCGCUAGUUCGUCGCUUCGCCGCCAGAGUCCGCCAGCGUCCCAGCUCCUCCGCCAUCUUCGUCUUGCGUAGAUCUCCAGCUAAAACUUCACCAUGGUUAUUGCCAAGCCUGUUAUGCGCGGACUCCUGACCGCACAGAUCAAGAAGCACAUCAUCAUCUCAGGAAUUCUUAGUUUCGCUGCUGUCGGUGUCUGGAAGACCGUGGUUCAGAACCCCAGGAAGCAACUCUAUGCUGAUUUCUACAAGGAAUACGACGCAAUGGCCGAGUUCGAUCGCAUCAGGAACCUGGGACUCUUCCAGUCCUGCCGACCUGACGGUGAAGAGUAACAAGAAGGGCAAGCCAAUAGGAGAUGUAAUAUAUGGAUUCCAGGUGGUGAUGUACCUUGUGACAGAUCUUUUCUAAUGUAUCAUAUGAAGUGUAAUAAAGUCAUUAAAUUAUAA